AAAUCACGGUGAAUACGGGACCGGCUAUGACAUGGUGGUCUUAGGCAUUUUAGCACGGACAGAUAUUGAUGUUAUCGCAUAUGCUGCCGCAGACCCUCGACCUCUCGACUCAUGCUGCAAGAAUUCAUGUCAUAACCGGUUGAUCCCGCCCGUGGGGGCUAAUCUGACGCAUCCCUCGCGAGAAGGAGAGAGAGAGAGAGGGGAGUGUUUCGAUUUCGUCGCCUCCGUUCAAAUCCGAUAAUCGUCUUUCCGAAGCUGAGCCGCCAAAACCCUAGAGAGAGCGAUGGCUGCUGUGUCAGAUAUCGGCCGUGCCUCUGCCCGCGAUCCGCUUCCUUCCGACGCUUCCCCGGCGCCUCCCGCAAAGAUCUCUCGAUCCGUGCACCGCGCCCUCGGUGGCGGCGCAGUCGCCGAUGUGCUUCUUUGGAGACGGAGGAACGUAGCGAUUCUCGCCGUGUCCGGCUCUACAGCGGUAUGGUUUUUCUUCGAGCGGGCGGGGUACAACAUUUUGUCCGUCUUGGCGAACGCAGUCCUCCUCGUCGUAGUCAUUCUCUUCUUUUGGGCCAAAUCUGCCUUGCUCCUCAACAGGCCUCUUCCGCCGCUUCCCAAUCUCGAGGUUUCAGAUGAGGUCGUCAAUAAGGUUGCUGACAGAGCUAGGGUGUGGAUCAACCGUGUCUUGGCUAUAGGGCAUGACAUAACCAUUCGGAGAGACAGAAAGGUUUUCCUUCAGGUCAUAUUGAGCCUGUGGGUUGUGUCCUGCAUUGGAAGUUUGUUUAACUUCCUUACACUUGUCUACGUUGGAGUGCUUUUGGCUAUCACGAUUCCUGCUGUCUAUGACAAGUAUCAAGAGGAUAUUGAUCAAAAGCUUAGUAUGGCACUUGAUGUCGUCUUGAAGCAGUAUGAGAGCAUCUUAAAUGGAGGACAAGGGGGGUCAACCAAAGAAAAGAAGACCCAGUAACAAAUUCGUAGUUUUACAGUGUCUUGGUUUUUAUCAUGCGGAUAACCCUUCUCAGCCACCAGAGUUCAGUUGCCUGUGCUCAUGGGUAGUACUUCAGUGUUAAUGAUCCACAGGUUUGGAGGCUUGUGCAUGGUGAUGGGUCUUUGCUAGUCUGUGGCAUGUGAUAAACUGAAAUGCCUGAAAGGCAUGCAUAUUAAAAUCUUGACUUUGUGCUAUGCUUUCUAUAUGAUAUACUUGAAUAAUUUUUCUUGAUGGUUA
Messenger RNA from Zingiber officinale, 1213 nucleotides. RefSeq names its product reticulon-like protein B11. The record is from RefSeq and is a predicted model, not a curated record. The transcript has 6 exons. Bases 284 to 955 code for a protein of 223 amino acids. NCBI's taxonomy places the organism in Eukaryota, Viridiplantae, Streptophyta, Magnoliopsida, Zingiberales, Zingiberaceae.